GCAGAUUUCAUCUCCAACUUGCCUUAUCACAUCGGCAAGGAUGUUUCUAGAAAGCCUAAGUGUACAAACCCGCAGAAAGCAGAGUAUUAUGAAGAUGGCGUUUAUUAAAGAGGAGAGUGAAGAUGUGGACAUUGAAGAAGCUUUCAGAGUCAAGCAUGAAGAUCCUGAGGAACAGACAGACCUGAUGCCACUCAAGGAGGAGAGUCAAGAUCCGAAUAAAAGAGAACAGAAGGAUCAGAAUGAGGAAAUAAGUGGAGUAAAAUCAGAACAGACAAAAACUGCUUCAGAAAGACCAGCCUGCAAGACCGAACCUAAUACCUGCCAUCAGUGUGGAAAGAGUUUCACUCGGAAGCAAUCCUUUACAAAACACAUGAGAAUUCACACUGGAGAAAGACCUUACACUUGCCAACAGUGUGGAAAGAGUUUCACACAAAAACAUGUACUUACAGAACAUAUGAAGAUUCACACUGGAGAAAGGCCUCACACUUGCCAACAAUGUGGAAAGAGUUUCACUCAGAAACAUAUACUUACAGAACAUAUGAGGGUUCACACUGGAGAAAAGCCUUACACUUGCAAACAGUGUGGAAAGGGUUUCACUCAGAAGCACAUGCUUACAGAACAUAUGAGGAUUCACACUGGAGAAAAGCCUUACACCUGCAAUCAUUGUGAAAAGGGUUUCACUUGUAAACGAAACCUUACAGAACAUAUGAGGGUUCACACAGGAGAAAGGCCUUACCCUUGCCAACAGUGUGGAAAGAGUUUCACCCAGAAACAUAAACUUACAGAUCAUUUGAGGGUUCAUACUGGAGAAAAGCCCUUCACUUGCCAACAGUGUGAAAUGAGUUUCACUUGUAAACGAUACCUUACAGAACAUAUGAAGGUUCACACUGGAGAAAGGCCUUACACUUGCCAUCUGUGUGGAAAGAGUUUCACCUGGAAACGAUACCAUACAGAACACAUGAAGAUUCACUCUGGAGAAAAGCCUUACACGUGUCAACAGUGUGGAAAGAGUUUCAUUUGUAAACAAAAACUUCUAAAUCACAUGAUGGUUCACACUGAAGAAAAGCCUAACGCUUGCGAUCAGUGCGGAAAGAGUUUUACCCUGAAACAUAUACUUAUAGAACAUAUGAGGGUUCAUACUGGAGAAAAGCCUUUCACUUGCCAACAGUGUGGAAAGAGUUUCAUUUGUAAACGAUACCGCACAGAACAUAUGAAGGUUCACUCUGGAGAAAAGCCUUACACUUGCCAACUCUGUGGAAAGAGUUUCACCUGGAAACGAUACCAUACAGAACAUAUGAGGAUUCACACUGGAGAAAAGCCUUACACUUGUCAGCAGUGUGGAAAAAGUUUCAUUUGUAAACAAAAUCUUGUAAAACACAUGAAGGUUCACUCUGGGGAAAAGCCUCACACUUGCGAUCAGUGUGGAAAGAGUUUCACUUGUAAACAAAACCUUCAAAACCACAUGACGUUUCACACUGGUGGAAAUCUUUACACUUGUCAGCACUGUGGAAAGAGUUUCACUCGAGAACAAAGGCUUACAGAGCAUACUAGGAUUCACACUGGAGAAAAACCUUACACUUGCCAACAGUGCGGAAAGAGUUUCACUGGUGAACAAAACCUUAAAAACCACAUGAAGAUUCACACUGGAGAAAAGAUGUACACUUGCAAACAGUGUGGAAAAAGUUUCACUUGGAAACAAAACCUUACGGAGCAUAUGAAGAUUCACACUGGAGAAAAGCCGUACACUUGCCAAGAGUGUGGAAAGAGUUUCUUUUGGAAACAAACUCUUAUAGAGCAUACAAGGAUUCACACCGGGGAAAAGCCUAACACCUGCUGUCAAUGUGGAAAGAGUUUUACUUGGAAACAAAACCUUAUUGAUCAUAUGAGGAUUCACACUGGAGAAAAGCCUCACAGUUGCCAACAGUGUGGAAAGAGUUUCGUUUGUACCCAAAGUCUUAAAAGGCAUAUGAGAGUUCACACUGGAGAAAAGCCUCACACCUGCCAUCAAUGUGGUAAAAGUUUCUCUUGGAAAAAAAACCUCACCGAGCAUAUGAGGAUUCAUGCUGUUGAGAAGCCUAAUGUCUGUUACCCGAUGCCAUUCAAAGAGGAGAGUCUAGAUCAGAAUGAAGUAGAAGAGAAGGAUCUUUAUGAAGGAUGUCGUGACUUGAAUCGGAACAGUCGAACACCCCCUCCUCAUGGAAAAAGAGCCCAGAAAGCUAAACCCUACACCUGCCAUCUCUGCGGGAAAAGUUUCACGCGGAAAAAGAUCGUUACAGACCACAUGAGGCUUCACACUGGAGAACGGUUUUACGAUUGUCAACAUUGCGAAAAGAGUUUCGCUUGGGAACAAAACUUUAGGCACCACAUGAGGAUUCACACUGGACGAAAACCUUACGUCUGCCAACAGUGUGGAAAGAGUUUCACUUGGAAACAAAACCUUAGAGAGCAUGUGAUGAUUCACACUGGAGAAAAGCCUCACAACUGCCAAGAGUGUGGAAAGAGUUUCAUAAAGAAAAAUAAACUUACAGAACACAUGAAGGUUCACACCGGAGAAAAGCCUUACACAUGUCAACACUGCGGAAAGAGCUUCUCCAUUAAGGGGAACCAUAGAAGACAUGAGUUAUACCUGAUGCAACUCAAAGAGGAGAGUCAAGAUCAGGAUGAGAUUGAAGAGGAGGAUGAAUAUGAGGAAAUAUCUGAAGAAGAACCAGAACAGAGAAGAACGUCUUCAGAAACAACAGCACAGAUGACCGAAUCUAAUACCUGCCAUCAGUGUGGAAAGAGUUUCACUAGGAAACAAUCCUUUACAAACCACAUGAGGAUUCACACUGAGGAAAAGCUUUACACAUGCCAACACUGUGGGAAGAGUUACACUCGGAAACAAACGUUUACAAACCACAUAAGAAAUCACACUGGAGAAAGGCCGUACACUUGUCAACACUGUGGAAAGAGUUUCAUAUGCAAACAAAACCUUAAAAACCACAUGAAGGUUCACACUGGAGUAAAGCCCUACACUUGCCUUGAGUGUGGAAAGAGUUUCACCCGGAGACAAAACCUUACGGAGCAUAUAAGGAUUCACACUGGGGAAAAGCUUCACGGUUGCCCUCAGUGUGGGAAGAGCUUCACUUGGAAAAAAACCCUUAUUGAGCAUAUGAAGAGAGUCAAACAUGAAGAUCCUGAGGAACAAACAGACCUGAUGCCACUCAAAAAGGAGAGUCAAGAUCAGAAUGAAAUUGAAGAGAAACACCAACAUAAGAAAAUACCUGAAGAACGAGAACAGAGGAAAACCUCUUCAGAAAGAACAGCCCAGAAGACCGAAUCUAACACCUGCCAUGAGUGUGGAAAGAGUUUCACUAGGAAACAAUCCUUUACAAAACACAUGAGAGUUCACACUGGAGCAAAACCCUACACUUGCAGUCAGUGUGGAAAGAGUUUCACUUGGAAACAAAACCUUACGAUGCAUAUGAUGAUUCACACUGGAGAAAAGCCCCACGCCUGCCUGUACUGUGAAAAGAGUUUCAUUAGUAAACAAAGCCUUACAAACCACAUGGAGGUUCACACUGGGGGAAAACCUCACACUUGCCAUCAGUGUGGAAAGAGUUUCACUUGGAAACAAUACCUUACACAGCACAUGAGGAUUCACACUGGAGAAAAGCCUCACAGUUGUCAGCAAUGUGGAAAAAGUUUCACUUGGACACAAUCUUAUAGAAAUCAUAUGAGAAAUCACACUAAAGAAAGGCCUUACGUUUGCCAACAGUGUGGGAAGAGUUUCAUUUGGAAACAAAACCUUAAAAACCACAUGAAUGCUCACACUGGAGAAAAGCUGUACAGCUGUCAAUACUGUGGCAAGAGUUUCACUUGGAAGCAAAGCCUUACAGACCAUUUGAAGAUCCACUCUGGAGUAAAGCCGCACAGUUGCCAUCAGUGUGGGAAGAGCUUCAUUUGGAAACAAAACCUUAUUGAGCAUAUGAAGGUUCACAGUCGAGAGUCUGCUAAGGGGACAGAGUUUCAGAUAUAAACCACUUUUUGAUUCCCACGUGAUGCUUCAUAAUAGACAAAAGCCUGAAAUUGGAAGGAGAAAGUAAAUCAGUGAUUAGUGUUGAGUUUCAUAUACAGGAAUCAUGUAGUAACUCACACCAGAGGAAAGUCCUAAAAUCGUUCACAUGUGAGCCCCAAACCCAGGCCUGGCUCCAGGGUGAUUGUCCCGUUUGAGCCAUAUUGGUCCUCAAUUUUGUUGUACUCAUAAGAGGGGUUUGAACCACACUUAGACCUGUUAACUAGGACCACUUUGGCUUGGGAGACAAUAGCAGAGGCGUUUAAUCCCAGACAACACCGCUUCUAACAUCAUUCAGGCACUAAAACCCCUACAACACGAUAAGGUGCCAUUUCAAGGAGAGGUAGCGCUGAAUUAAUCUACUGAUCUAGAGUUUUCUGUCAGAAAAAAGAGACGGGCAUACAUGGAGAAACUGCCACCUGUAGAAAACUCUCAGUAGACAAUUCCAGAAACAUUUGUAAUGUGUUAUGCAGCUUCAUGAAGACAUUGUGCAUCAUAGACGUCACAUGAUUAUUGAUUGUGUGGGCUCAGGACUACUGCGACAAACUUUUGUCAAAUCCACAGUUUGUAGUUACAUCUACACAUGCCAUUGAAAACUGUACCGUGCCAAAAGCAAGCCCUAUGUUAACAGUGAUUAAAAGCACCGUCGACUUCUCUGAGUUUUGGCCUCUGUCACUUGUGUGAUAUAUCGUUUAUUCAACAGUUUGACGGCAUAAUUGUGUAUUCAAAAAAAGAAAAUAAAACUAGAGUCUAUAAA
This is a messenger RNA of Danio rerio (zebrafish), 4811 nucleotides long. Lineage: Eukaryota; Metazoa; Chordata; Actinopteri; Cypriniformes; Danionidae. The record is from RefSeq and is a predicted model, not a curated record.